UCCUUUCUCUUUCUCUCUCUCUCUCUGUCUUGAAAUGGAUGAACCAGUAAAGAAUGAUUAUCCAACGGUGGAAGAGAUUUUUCAAGAUUACAAAGGCAGGAGAGCCGGUCUUAUUAAAGCCCUAACCACAGAUGUUAGAAAACUCUACAAGAUGUGUAAACCAGAGAAGGAGAAUUUGUGUUUAUAUGGAUUUCCUGAUGAGCGGUGGGAGGUUAGUCUACCCAAUGAAGAAGUGCCUUCAGAGUUGCCUGAGCCUGUACUUGGUAUAAACUUUGCUAGGGAUGGUAUGCUGAAGAAGGAUUGGAUAGCUCUCAUUGCUGCCCACAGUGAUGCUUGGUUGCUUUCUGUUACUUUCUAUUUCAGUGCCAGAUUUUAUUUUCAAAAAUCUGACAGGAUGCAACUUUUCGAUAUGAUAAAUGAUCUCCCUACUGUGUUGGAAGUUGUUACUAGUAUUGCGAAGGAGCAACAAACGGAAAUAUCUUUGGUCACUAGCCAAAAUAGCAACAAGUCCAAUUCAAACUCCAAAAUGGGAAUACUACUGGAGUCUCAAGGACAGAUGUCGACAUUAAUGGAAAAAGUUGAAGAUGAGGAUGAUAAGAAAGAAGAAGAAGAUGAUAUGGAAGUGGAAGAAGAAGAAGAUGGUAUGGAAGAGGAAGAAGAAGAAGAUGGUAUGGAAGAGGAAGAAGAAGAAGAUGAUGAUGAUGAUGAUGAAGAUGAGCAUGGAGAGACAUUAGGGAGACUGCAGUCACAUGGACGGAAGUGGACAUUAGAGGAAUACAUUGAAGAUGAGGAUGAUAUGGAAGAGGAAGAGCAAGUUUAUUAUGAUGUAGAUUGGCAUGGAGAGACAUUACGGAGAAUGCUACCGCACUCACAUGGACAGAAGUUGACAUUCGAGGAGAUUGUUGAAGAUGAGGAUGAUAUGGAAGAGGGAGAAGAAGAUGAGGAUGAUAUGAGAGAGGAAGAAGAAGAUGAUAUGGAAGAGGAAGAAGAAGAAGAUGAGCAUGGAGUGACAUUAGGGGGAAUACCACCAGAGUUUCAUGGACAGAAAUCGACAUUAGAGGAAAACGUUGAAGACGAGAAUGAUAUUGAAGAUGAUAAAGAUUGGCAUGGAGAGACAUUAGGGGGAAUACUACCAAAGUCUCACUCUCAUAGACAUAAGUGGACAUUAGAGGAGGAAGAUGAGGUUGAUAUGGAAGAGGAAGAAGAAGAUCAACAUGGAGAGACAUUAGGGGGAAUACUACCAAAGUUGACAUUUGAGGAAAAAGUUGAAGAUGAGGAGGAUAUGGAAGAGGAAGAAGAAGAUGAUGUUGAUGAAGAUUGGCAUGGAGAGACAUUAAGGGGAAUACUAACAGAGUCUCAUGGACAGAAGUCGACAUUAGAGGACAAAGUUGAAGAUGAAGAUGAUAUGGCAGAGGAAAAAGAAGAUUAUGAUGAUGAAGAUGAGCAUGGAGAGACAUUAGGGGAAAUACAACCAGAGUCUCAUGGACAGAAGUCGACAUUAGAGGAAAAAGAUGAAGUUGAGGAUAAUAUGCAAGAGGAAGAAGAAGAUUAUGAUGAGCAUGGAGAGACAUUAGGGGGAAUACUACCAGAGUCUCAUGGACAGAAGUCGACAUUAGAAGAAAAGGUUGAAGAUGAGGAUGAUAUGGAAGAAGAAGAAGAUUAUGAUAACGAAGAUGAGCGUGUAGAGACAUUAGGGGGAAUAUUACCGGAGUCACAUGGACAGAAGUCAAUAUUAGAGGAUAAAGUUGAAGAUGAUAUGGAAGCGGUAGAAAAAGAUGAUGAUGAACAUGAGGAUGGAGAGUGUGGAGCAUGUGGGGAGAAUUCUGACUCAUCAGAUGUAUUCUGGAUCUGUUGCGAUAUAUGUGAAAAGUGGUUUCAUGGAAAUUGUGUGAAGAUUACGCCAACUGAAGCAAAGCAUAUCAAGGAGUACAAGUGCCUUGCUUGCAUUAACAAGGAACCUCAUCCUUGACAAUAAGAAAGGAAUGGAGGCUGAAUUUGGUUCACACUCGUAUAUAUAUAUGGUUGCUGACAGUGAAGGGGAAUUUGUGUUUAUAUGUAUUUCUGAGUGAGCUGGGAGGAUAAAUCUACCUAUUGAAGAAGUGCCUCCAUAGUCUCCUGAGCCUGCACUGGGUAUCAACUUUGCUAUGGAUGAUAUGCUGGAAAAGGAUUGGAUGGCCCACGGUUGCUAGGUUGUUUGUUUCUUUCUAUUUUGGUGCCUGAUUUGCUAUUCAACAAUCUGACAGGGAAUACUAACUGAGCCUCAUGGACUGAAGUCAACAUUAGAGCCAAAAGUUGGCGAUGAUGUUGAUCUGGAAGAGGAAGAAUACGAUGAUGAUGAUGAGAAUGAGAAUGAAAAGACAUUGUGUAGAGCAUGUGGGAAGAACUAUGCAUCAGAUGAAUUCUGGAUCUGCUGUGAUAUAUGUGAAAAGUGGUUUCAAGGAAAGUGUGUGAAGAUUACUCCAGCUAAAGCAGAGCAUAUCAAGCAGUACAAGUGCCCUGCCUGAAGUAACAAGAGACCUCGUCCUUGACAAUAAUUGUCUCAUGGAAAGGAAAGG
Molecule: messenger RNA, 2555 nt
Organism: Impatiens glandulifera
Lineage: Eukaryota; Viridiplantae; Streptophyta; Magnoliopsida; Ericales; Balsaminaceae
Product: sarcoplasmic reticulum histidine-rich calcium-binding protein-like
Exons: 16
Coding region: 35-1969 (644 amino acids)
Biological process (GO): regulation of DNA-templated transcription
Cellular component (GO): nucleus
Molecular function (GO): transcription cis-regulatory region binding; histone binding; transcription coregulator activity
Source: RefSeq, a predicted model, not a curated record